Molecule: messenger RNA, 2456 nt
Organism: Vanessa tameamea
Lineage: Eukaryota; Metazoa; Arthropoda; Insecta; Lepidoptera; Nymphalidae
Product: activating signal cointegrator 1 complex subunit 2
Exons: 13
Coding region: 131-2347 (738 amino acids)
Biological process (GO): regulation of DNA-templated transcription
Molecular function (GO): ubiquitin binding
Source: RefSeq, a predicted model, not a curated record
GUCAGUAAUAGUAAAAGCUGAAAGGUUUAAAGUUGAAGGGUUUUUAGAAUUUCAAGUUAUUUGUAAUUUGUAUAGUUUUAACAUAACUUUUAGCAUCUUGCACCUUUUUAUACAUUUAUAAUUUACAAAUAUGAGUAACAGCCGCGUCGAGUUUAAUAAUCCUGAAAAUUUGCCUGCCGAAAAUGUAACAGUGUCUGUGCGCGAUUCCGGUGUUUUACAGCUUAUUAAAGCAAUAGAUCCUUAUUGGGUGGAGAAAAAAGAUUUGAUACUCUAUGAAAGACCACCAUCAGGUGCUGAAUUACUUUUGGGUGCAGUGGAUGCUUGGAGAUCUAAAAUGGAGACUUAUUUAGAUAAUCUCAAGUGGUUACUUGAAUUAGAACAAAAUAGAUUUUGGAGUACUAUAUUAUACCAUCCAAUGUGUAUGGAUAUGGUAAUAUCUUUUAUACAAGAAGCGAAUCCUCCAUACAUAGCGUCCCAAGAUAGUAAAGAUGUUCAAAAGCUGUAUGAAGAGAUAAGAAGAUUAAUUCUCGUCAUUUUUAGUAGAUUAAUCACAAAUAAAGAGAGUAAGACCCAGUGGAUGAGCAAAGAGUAUCUGGCUGAUCUAAUAUAUGAUAAUUUUAUAUUCACAAUACCAGUUUUAUGGGACUUAUGUCUGAUGUAUGGCGCGGACAACUCUAAGCACAUAUCACAUUUAAUGAAUGCAGUGUUCUCGAUACAGCCAAAGUACCAGAAUGACGUAGUACAAGCAUUAAUAUUUGUCCAGGAGGCAUUCAAAUACAUAAUUCUACAAGUGAACAAAGACUAUGAGAGCGAUGAACCACCAAAUCUUCCGGAAACGUUCAUGGGUUUCGGGGAGAUCAGACGGCCUUCAGGGAACAAGCCCACCGAUAAAGUCACGUUCAAUGUACUCAGGGACCUGAUAAUCCACAUGCUCGACACAGCAAUGACAUUGAGGAUAUUCGUUGAAGUCUAUCCAAAGACUGCUGAAAUUAUGAUGAAGAGUAAUUUUGUUUUGAGUAUAGUCCAACUUUAUGAGUAUGGAAUACCUCAGCUAUAUGAAAAGCUUAUAGAAGUGGGGGAUGAGACCAGUGUAACUUACACGGAAGUGGAGGGGUAUAUAGAUUUGGCUAGAGCUGAACUGAUAGACACUUUGAAGGAAAUCCUGGCUGUGUACAAGGAUGCUAUUUUAAAUUGCGAAGGCAAUAUAGCGAGCAACGUAGAAGCGUAUCUGUCUGUUAUGAUGGAUGCUCUGUCCGAGCGGUUGCUGAUCAAGGACUACCAUGCUUGCUACCAGGUCCACGAGGACUUGGAACUGCUGAAACAAGCAUAUCCUGAUAUAGACACCGUUAAAACCGAUUAUAUUCUCCAAGCUGUCUAUUCCGACAUUGAUGAUCCGAUACCGGAAGUACUUAAUGAUAAUAACAAAUUAUUAACCAAUGGCAAUGUCGAGGUCGUAGACAAUGAGCCGGGACCUUCCAGAGACAACGAAAUACCAGACAACGUCAGAGAUCAGUCGUUGAUAUGCGAAGUGAAGGAUAUCCUACCUCAUUUAGGAGAUGGGUUUAUAUUGAAAUGUUUACAGCAUUACGGGCAUAAUGCCGAGCGAGUUAUCAAUGCGAUCUUAGAAGAUAAUCUAGCUGAUUCUCUCCGAGGGUUAGAUACAAGUCUUCCAAUUAUACCAGAAGACCCAGUGGACCGGAAAUAUUUGGAAACUGGUAUAGAGAGAUUGAACGUCUUCGACGGAGACCAGUUCGACAUCAUGACUAGAGAUGACGUGGACCUGUCCAAGAUACACGUGGGUAAGAAGAAGGAGAAGUACAAAGAUCUAAAGGAUAUGCUCAACGAUAAGACCGAAGUUAAAAACAGAGCAGAUAUAUACAGCAAAUACAAUCUGGUGUGCGAUGAAGAAGCGAUGUACUCCGACGAGUACGACGACACGUACGACUCGGACGGCGUGUCGCCCGCCGCCGACGCCACCGACGACGGCCGCCGACCCUUCGUCACCCCGCGGGCGCUGCGCACGCCCGCCGGGCCGCCCCAGGAGGAGUCCGAAGAAUCGGAAGAAGUGGAAGAGGAAACGCCCAGUAGAAGUAAGAUGAACUUCUGCGUAAAUCCAGAAGAGUUGCGCGCGCGCAGAGAAGCCAACGUACAGGCUCGGCGGGGGAGGGGGGGCCGCCCGCCGCCCGCCAGGAAUAUUGACGUAAUCGGUAAACCUAAAGGUCAUGGUCAGGAGAAAGAAACCCUCAUGAACCGGGAUAAAAAGGAAAAACACAAAUCUUCACGAGGCAACCACAAUAGGAGACAAGGUGCCCAGUGGAAGAGGAGUCAGGGCAUGAUGCCGUCGUAGUGUUACUAAUGGAUAAAAUGUAUUGCCAGUGUAAAAAUAUAUUUGUAAUAUAAAAUUAUGUUUAUUUAUCUAUUUAUUCGCUUUACAGGAAUUAAAUUAAAUUGUUAUU